CCCCAAAGGGAAAUCAGAUUUGAGMACUUUCCGAGAAAAUARAGGUUGAAGAAAAGAUCCUACAAGUACAAUCAAAAACUAUAAAAGUUGCCAUACAAUGCAAAGAAACGUGGCAAUGAACAUUGCGRURCUUUCGCUGGGCAUCSUUUCCUUGUUCUUUGGGGCAGCGGUCGACGUACACGGAUUUGUGCAACCGCCACGAGUGUGUGGCACCAGUGGCUGCGGCUCGAAAAAGUGGGAACCAGAGGAUCCACGCUCGUACCGACCAUUGCAUCAAAGCACCACCUCCGUCGACACYAGCGACGUCGACGUCGUCGGGGAGGGCCGGAGGGGCGACGCCAAGGGUGCGGCCCUGCAAUUGGUCGACGUGGCCGUCUCGCGGGGUGGACAAACAUUGUUGUCCAAUAUCGACUGGAGGGUGGAACCCAAGGCCAAAUGGGGACUCGUGGUAAGUGUUCGAACGCUUUGCACUGGAAUUGGAAUGCAGAGAAAUUAUACGAGGUACUUGCACCAUGCUGCCCCUUGUUUCGAAAUUAUUUACCACGAUAGCAGUGUAUCAGGUUGUUGCUGAUAUUUUAUGUGCGGUCUCUUCCCCUGCUGUAUUUUUUGAUGAUGUUGAUUGUCAUCAUCAUCAUUUUCGAAUUCAAUAGGGUGCCAAUGGAUGUGGAAAGUCCACCUUGCUAAAAGCCAUAUUGAACGACUUGGGAGAGUACGAAAAGGACGACGUACUCAAUGAUUACCUCGAUGUGGACGGAAGUGUYACGAUAGGAACGAAACAAGAGGUAGGAUAUCUGAAACAAACGGCCGUCUCSGGAUCGACGCUCACUGUCUUUGACGAGGCAGCCUCGGCAAUGAAAGAGGUUGUCGCUGCGAGAACGAAUCUGCGCCAGGCMGAAGCUAAGCUAGAAGCCUCUUCAGAGAAUGCUCCGGAAGAACUAGAUCGAGAUUUAAAGGCUCUCGACAUUGCUCGGGAUCGCUACGAGCGAGUUGGUGGAUACGUCCAGGAACAGGAAGUGGCAACCCUGCUGAAGGGUUUGGGAUUCACUAAUCUCACGCAGACCUGCGAUGAGCUGAGCGGUGGAUGGCAGAUGCGUGUGAGUUUCGCCAAGCUCUUGCUUUCAAAGCCAUCCUUAGCYAUGCUGGACGAACCGAGCAACCACCUGGACCGAUCGGCACGGGCAUGGCUGGCCAAUUAUAUGAAAAACUACGACGCCGGAGCCAUGAUUUUGGUGACCCACGACGUGGAAUUGCUGAACGCUUGCGAGCACAUUGCGGAAAUCACGAGCGGAGGCUCCUURCAGAUUUACAAAUCUUGCACGUAUGACCAAUACCURCAGCAGAAACGGGAACGUGCGUACGCUGCUGCCACUGAAUACGAAAGGAACAUGGAAAAGGCGGCAAAGCUCCAGGCCUUCGUCGACAAAUACGGGGCGUCUGCCACAAAGGCAUCGGCGGCCCAGUCGCGCGUCAAGCAGAUCGAAAAGAUGCGAGCCCAGGGGCUCCUAGAUCCACCGACCGACAACGCCGUUUCGGAGAUUGAGCGUUUCAAACCCCGUAUGACRCUGCCCCCACCGCCUCGCCCACAGGGUGGUGCUAUGGACGGAAGAGGCAGCGGCAACGACGUUGGCGACGACGGAGUCUUGCUGUCCCUGUGCGACGAUGCAGCUGUGGGAUAUUAUCCCGAUGCCGGUGGYGAAGACGACGGAACCCAGGAGGCGGUCUCAUUGAUUUCAAACAUCGAAUUGAACAUUCAACAGGGCAUGAAAAUCUUGAUUCGCGGACCCAAUGGGGCCGGCAAGACGACCCUCCUGGACACUCUCCGGGGCAAGCUCCCAUUGCUAAAWGGCGAUCGGGUGGAGGAUUCCAAUCUGAAACUAGGGGUUUUUACGCAAGAUCUAGCACAGGAAUUGGAUCCCACUCGGCGAGCUGUUGAUUUGGUCACGGAACACGCGCGGUCUGGAGACGACGGAGACCUAUACAUCACCGACGAAGAGGCCCGAAAUGUUCUUGGAGGCCUUGGCCUGCAGGGCGACAAAGCUCUCCGGUUGGUAGGACAGCUGUCGGGGGGAGAAAAGGCCCGGGUAGCGCUUGCGAUGUUUGCUCUGAAACCGAGCAAUUUAUAUCUACUGGACGAGGUUUCCAAUCACCUGGACGUGGAAUGGURCGUGAAUUGAAUGCUGCAGGUUCUGCCCCUGUUGUUUGUUUUUGUGUCUCUUCAGACUCGUUGUUUCRCUGGCAAGCAAACUCGGUCCGCCCGGCGAGGACUUAUUGCCRAUUGCAAGUCUGCUUCUAAAUCUUGUCUCACCUAAAAUGUAUCCUGCCGCGUCYCGUUUUUGUAGCGUGGAGGCCCUCAGCGAGGUUUUGUCGGAUUGGGGCGAUGGCAAGGGAUCCAUCGUGGUAAUUUCUCACGACAAGGCCUUUUGUCAACAGGUCGGAUUUACGCACGUGUUGACAAUUACAGAYGAGGGAACUCUGAAAAUGGAGCAGCGCAACACCAACGACAGCGACUGGGAUUCUUCCGUGGCCACCUUUCAGAAGUCCAGAGACGACGCCACCGACAGUAGCAACGAAGGCGGAGAGUCGGCCGUGGUCGACAAGGAACUGGACGCAAAGCGCCGAAAAAUGGCCUAUAACGCACCGAAACGAAUCUCGAAGAUCGAAACUCUGGUAGAACAAAAGGAGGAAAAAAUGGCGGUUUUGGACGAAGAAAUGAUGGCCAAUGGAAGCGAUGUCGGAAAGCUAGUGGAUUUGUCAAAAGAAAAGGAGACGCUAGAAGAAGAAGUGAUGGAAUUGAUGGAAGAAUGGGAAGAACUUGAGACACUGAUAGCAGAAAUGGAGGGACGAUGACAAAAUUUAGGACCACUAGUUUGAAAAAGGCUAAUAUGASUUUCUUAAAUGC
This is a messenger RNA of Pseudo-nitzschia multistriata, 2899 nucleotides long. The record is from the annotation of a GenBank genome assembly. Lineage: Eukaryota; Bacillariophyta; Bacillariophyceae; Bacillariales; Bacillariaceae.